Messenger RNA from Glycine soja, 1593 nucleotides. Its product is annotated as 2-oxoglutarate-dependent dioxygenase AOP3-like. Lineage: Eukaryota; Viridiplantae; Streptophyta; Magnoliopsida; Fabales; Fabaceae. The transcript is spliced from 4 exons. Gene Ontology annotation, molecular function: dioxygenase activity. Bases 82 to 1110 code for a protein of 342 amino acids. The record is from RefSeq and is a predicted model, not a curated record.
CAACUGCCGAGAUGAUGUUACAUUUUCGAAGAUAUGAAUACAGAUGAGGUUUGCUCUUCAUAAUUCGAAGGUCAGAGUCAGAUGAAAAACAAAAUCUUGGGAGGAAGCCAACACCAUCUAGCUUUCCACACACAAAUUCUUUUCAGCAUGGGAUCCCAAACACAGUCUCAACUUCAUGUGGUGGACUUCACCGACGAAAACAUGAAGCCUGGCACCGAUGCAUGGCUCUCAGCGUGCAGUGUUGUGAGGACUGAACUUGAGAACAAUGGUUUUUUCAUGGCACGCUAUGAUAAAGUUGGCAAAGAGCUAUGCGACUCUGUUGUAUUUGCAGUGGAAGAGUUUUUUGGUCUCCCAGUGGAGACAAAAGCGCAAAAGACUAGUGACAAACCUUUCCAUGGCUACUUAGGGCAAGUCUCGUGGCUUCCCUUGUAUGAAUCUGUGGGCAUUGAUGAUCCGUUGACCUUACAAGGGUGUCAAAAAUUCGCCCACAUAAUGUGGCCGGAGGGGAAUGGUCGUUUCUGUGAAAGCAUCAAUGAGUAUGCUAAGUUGUUAGGAGAAUUAGACCAUAUGGCGAAGAGAAUGGUGUUUGAGAGCUAUGGUGUGGACAUGCAACGAUGCGAUUCUUUCAUAGAAUCAAACGAUUAUCUACUUCGAUGCAUGAAGUAUAGAACACCCCAGAUGGAUGAAAAUGAUUUGGGACUGCAACCUCACUCGGACUUGACCAUCACAUCCAUUGUACAUCAGCUGAAUAAUCUGAAUGGCUUGGAAAUCAAACUGAAGGAUGGGGAAUGGAAAGAGAUUGAUGCUUCACCUUCCUUGUUUGUGGUUAUGGCAGGUGACGCAUUCAAUGUGUGGAGUAAUGGCAGGAUACGGCCAUGUGAACACAGAGUGACGAUGAAUGGAAAGAAAAGCAGAUACUCUAUGGGACUGUUUUCUUUUGGUGGUAAUAAGAUGAUGCGUAUACCAGAUGAGCUAGUUAACGAUCAACAUCCCUUGCGUUAUAAACCAAUAUUCGAUCAUUAUGAAUACCUUCGUUUCUAUGACAAAGAGAAAAUCAAAGAGCCUUAUUCUCGAAUCCAAGCCUACUGUGGAAUCUCAUCCCUACAAUAGUGUGUACGAAGAAGAAGGACAUUAAUGUUAACCGUGAUGAUCGAGUUGCUUUUGUGUGUAUGAAUUAAUUGGUUGCUGCCUUAACACUAAAUUCAUAUUAGAUAUGUAUAUGAUUUUAAAAUUUGACAUAUAGAGGAGUACUUAAUUACUCAUCAAAUUAUUGCAAGUCAUUUUAUACUCAGUCAGCAGAACUUUAAAAGUGACCGAGUUAAGAACUUGGUGGUACAAGAAGUGUCAUUUAGGAUAAACUUUUGGUUCAUAGCUGCUUUUGAAGAUGCUGAAGAGGAAAACACUUUGUCCAAAGUGAGUCAAGGUCACUUGAUAAUUUCCAGUGAGCCCAUAAAACUAUCUGAGUUCUGUCCAUCCAGCUAGUAAAGCUGGGCUCACCAGAUCUUGGUUAUAUGUAACAGAAUGUAUGUUGCCACUAGACUGUAACAGAUGUCAAGUAAGCUUUAAUUCAUUCUUCUAUCUUGCAACAAAUGA